UUUUUCCUGUUGUUUUUGUACACCAAGAGAAGAACAAGGGAAGAAUAAGCGAGGGAUGAGCAGAGCACGUGGCACGGAGGACGACGAGAUGGACGAGAGGGAAGAAGAGGUCGAGCAGGUGGCGAUGGUGGAGGGGGAUCGUGACAGUGACAUCAGCGACAGCAACAACGGCAGCGACAACAGCGACAUCAGCGACAGCAACAACGGCAGCGACAACAGCGACGGCGAGGAUGAGAAUGAUGAUGGCAGUGACGGCGAUGACGAAGAGGCAGAAGAGGAGGUGCAGCUGGAAGGGAACAAGGCGUUUGACGUGCUGGUGAAGGAGCUGGAGGGGCACACGGAAGCGUCGCUUGAGAAGCUCAAGGACACCGUGCGCGAGGCCAGGGAAAAGGUCAAGGCCAAGCGAAAGGCAGCGGUAGCAGCAGGAGAGGAAGAAAACGGGGAGCACCAAGCUGAGGGAAAGGGUGUCAUGGACACAGCGGAAGAGGCUGCAACACCAGCAUCAUCCACUGCCCGCGACGAGCGGCUGCCAAGCAAGAAGGCCAAAGUCAAGCAAGACCACGGCCCAGGUCGCCACUACACCGUGAGCAUUGCCAUCCCGGGAUCACUGAUUGCCGGCGUGCAGUCGCAAGAAGUGCGGUCCCAUCUCGCGGGCCAGAUUGCACGUGCGGCUGUCCUGUUUCAAGUGGAUGAAAUUGUCGUCUAUCGCGAAUCCACCAUCUCCCUGGAUAACACUGUCACCGAAGGUAUUCCUGUCCUGCACAAUGAGCACGGCACGGGAAAGAUGCGAGGCGACCCCUGUGCGUUCCUGGCGCGUGUUCUCGAGUAUCUCGACUGCCCGCCGUUCCUCCGCAAGCACUUCUUCGGCAUCCACAGGGAUUUGAAGUUUGCCAGCUUGCUGCCGCCGCUGGAGGCACCCCACCACACGGUUGCAGAUGCACCGAGCCCGUUUCGGGAGGGAGUGACGCUCAAGAAAUACGUUAAGCCUGGCAAGGGCUCGUUUGUGGACAUUGGCUUGACCCGGCCUGCCAAGAUUGACCGACAUCUUGCUCCCGGUGUCCGCGUCACUGUUGCCCUAGAUGUCACGCAGUACCACAAGAAACAGGUGCACACCUUCCGCGGCAAGGCGGUGAGCCCUUCAGCUCCGCGUGAGCAGAAGGGCAUGUACUGGGGAUACAGCGUGCGCGUCGCAGAGUCCGCAGCAGACGUCCUGUCAGAGUGCCCAUGGAAGACCGGGUAUGACCUCUGCAUGGGCAUCACAACCAAGCGUGGAAAGGCACCAGAGGCUGUCACCAUGCCGAAAUCAUUCAAGCACGCUCUUGUGAUAUUUGGCGGCGCAGAGGGUUUGGAUGAGUUUGUUGAGAGCCGCCAGGCACAAAAGCGUGUCUUGCACCGCAUCAACACCUGCAAACACGCCGGAACCAGGAACAUUAGAACAGAGGAGUCACUCUUGAUCAGUCUGUCGAGCCUGUCUCCGUUGCUGCGACAGCACGGCGCAACCAGCAGCUGACCACGCACCUCUCCUUGGUCCACCCCAGUGCUUGUUCCUCUAACUUCUUUUGUUGUGGCGUGUGGCUUUGUUUCAUUGUGCCAAACUUCAUCUCAGCUGUGAAUGAACGUGUGUUAUUAUCUGGGUAGCUACAAGUAAAGCAGCGCAAUCACA
Molecule: messenger RNA, 1663 nt
Organism: Salpingoeca rosetta
Lineage: Eukaryota; Choanoflagellata; Craspedida; Salpingoecidae
Exons: 11
Coding region: 56-1510 (484 amino acids)
Source: RefSeq, a predicted model, not a curated record